Molecule: messenger RNA, 1408 nt
Organism: Tetranychus urticae (two-spotted spider mite)
Lineage: Eukaryota; Metazoa; Arthropoda; Arachnida; Trombidiformes; Tetranychidae
Gene: Coq5
Product: ubiquinone biosynthesis protein COQ3, mitochondrial
Biological process (GO): ubiquinone biosynthetic process
Molecular function (GO): 2-methoxy-6-polyprenyl-1,4-benzoquinol methyltransferase activity
Source: RefSeq, a predicted model, not a curated record
GAGAGUUGUAAAUAAAAAAUCAGAUUGGGUUAUUUUGUUAAUCAAAACGCCUUUAAUUUGAUUUUUGUUUAAUUAGUUUUGUUUGACAGGUUUUAAUGAGUAGAUAUUAUUUUCGAUUUUGCUCGUUGGCUUUUGUGUGUAAUGUCUGAUUCUAGUUCUGCACCGAUCACCAAGCUCAUCGACUCAUCUAGUGACUCAACUGCCAGUUAUAAGGAUAUCAGCUGGAGACUCGAAGUUGUUACUAACACUCGAGCUAUACGGAAUAUUCAUCAACCACAAAUUGUUUAUCGAUUGCGUUUAAAGCAACCAGACGGUUGUGAUAAAGAUCAUUUCAUCAAAAGUGAUCUUGGUAAUUUGUACAAUUUGAAGGAGAACAUUGAAGAGGCUCUAAAUGUCUUUCACUAAAGUUUUAGUUCAACUUGCUGUCCAGAAUACUGGAUCAUCUGGUAAAUUGUUGUCAUCAAAUUUUGUACCCUGUGUCUCUCGAUCACUAUCUACGACUCUUGUUAAUUGUAACUUGGCUAAAGAUAAAGGAGAAGCCUUCGUUCAUAAUGUAUUCUCAAAUGUUGCCGAUAGUUAUGAUAAAAUGAAUGAUUUAAUGAGUGGAGGUAUCCAUCGUCUAUGGAAAUGUUAUUUCAUCAAAACAUUGGACCCACUCAAGUCAACUCAUUUACUGGAUGUUGCUGGUGGAACUGGAGACAUAGCUUUUCGUUUUCUUGAUCACAUGAAAUGUAAAUAUCCAAACGAUAAAAGUCACAAGGUUACAGUCUGUGAUAUCAAUGAGAAUAUGCUUGAAGUUGGCAAAAAACGAGCUGUUAAACAUGGUUACGAUGAUUCACUUAUUGAAUGGGUACAUGGUGACGCUCAAAAAUUACCUUUUCCAGAUAAUUCGUUCGAUGCAUAUACAAUUUCGUUCGGAAUCCGUAAUGUUGUCAACAUAGAUGCAGCUUUGCAAGAGAGCUAUCGAGUACUCAAACCUGGUGGAAUAUUUCUUUGUUUAGAGUUUUCUAAGGUUCGCACUCCAGUAAUAGCUGAUCUAUAUGAUUUGUAUUCGUUAAAUAUCAUACCAGUGAUGGGCGAAGUUGUUGCUGGUGACUGGCGUUCGUAUCAAUAUCUUGUUGAAAGUAUAAGGAAAUUCCCUGAUCAAAAAGAUUUUGCAGAUAUGAUUCGAUCAGCUGGAUUCCAUCUGGUCUCUUAUAAAAAUUUAACUCAAGGUGUUGCUGCUAUCCACAUGGGAUAUAAGAGGUCUGAACCAGCUAACAAUAAAGAUCAGCCUCCAGUUGAAUUCGGCACUGAGUCAACAAAAGAACAUUCAACUUCCUAAAAGUUAUCUAAGUAUUGACCUAGUAUAUUAGUUAAUGUAAAGAGUCGUUAUUUCAAUAAAUUUUGCCGAGUUUAGAGAUAUAAA